GGAGAGAGGAGGAAGAAAGGGAGGGAGAGAGGGAGAGAAGGGAGGGUGAGAGGGAGAGAGAGAUGGCUGUCCGGCCGAGUGUAAAGGGCACCAGUCUGUGCAUCGUUACUGGGGCGUCCCGGGGUCUGGGCCGGGCGCUGGCGCUGGGUUUAUCCGCCAGCCUGCAGCCCGGCUCCCAGCUGGUGGUGGCGGCCCGGUGCGGGGAAGCGCUGCGGGAGUUGCGGGACGGGGCGGCGGCGGCGGGGUCGGGGGUGGACGUCUGCCCGGUGCAGGCUGACCUGAGCGGGGACGCGGGGCUGCGGGAGGUGGUGCGGGCGGUGCAGCGGCAACAGCAACAACACGGAGCUCCGGACAGGCUGCUGAUCAUCAACAAUGCCGGUGAGUUAUUGAACCCUGACCCUACACUGCACCCUACAGGGCCCUUGGACAACAGCAUGCAUGAGCAGGCUCGGAAGGAGACGGGAGACCCCGAGUUGCGGAAGAUGUUCGUGGACAUGCACCGACAGGGACAGCUGCUCACCUGCCAGGAAUCGGCACGGAAGCUUCUGGAAAUCCUGGCAAAGGACGAGUUUGAAUCGGGAGCCCACAUCGACUACUUUGACCCGUAACCAGUGAUGGAAAUGGGUUUUAGGACUAGGGGUGCUCUAAGGUCCGUGAGGCUGAGGUUAGGAAGGAAGGGGGAUUUUUCAUGUGCGGUCAUGAUGACAUUCCGGGUCGAGACCCUUCUUCAGACUG
Messenger RNA from Amblyraja radiata (thorny skate), 735 nucleotides. RefSeq names its product sepiapterin reductase a (gene spra). The coding region runs from base 63 to 608 and encodes 181 amino acids. Gene Ontology annotation, molecular function: sepiapterin reductase (NADP+) activity. Gene Ontology annotation, biological process: tetrahydrobiopterin biosynthetic process. Lineage: Eukaryota; Metazoa; Chordata; Chondrichthyes; Rajiformes; Rajidae. The record is from RefSeq and is a predicted model, not a curated record. The transcript is spliced from 2 exons.